Molecule: messenger RNA, 1327 nt
Organism: Sorex fumeus (smoky shrew)
Lineage: Eukaryota; Metazoa; Chordata; Mammalia; Eulipotyphla; Soricidae
Gene: FMOD
Product: fibromodulin
Exons: 2
Coding region: 12-1127 (371 amino acids)
Molecular function (GO): protein binding
Source: RefSeq, a predicted model, not a curated record
AGGAAGCCGAGAUGCAGUGGGUCUCCCUCCUGCUGCUGGCGGGGCUCUGCGCCCUCUCCCAGGCCCAGUACGACGAAGACCCCCAGUGGUGGUUCCACUACCUGCGGAGCCAGCAGUCCACCUACUACGACUCCUAUGAGCCCUACGACCCCUACCCCUACGGGGUGGAAGAGGGACCCGCCUACGCCUACGGUGCCCCGCCUCAGCCAGAGCCCCGCGACUGCCCCCAGGAGUGCGACUGCCCCCCCAACUUCCCCACGGCCAUGUACUGCGACAACCGCAACCUCAAGUACCUCCCCUUCGUGCCCUCGCGCAUGAAGUACGCCUACUUCCAGAACAACCAGAUCGCCGCCAUCCAGGACGGCGUCUUCGACAACGCCACGGGGCUGCUGUGGGUGGCCUUGCACGGCAACCAGAUCACCAGCGACAAGGUGGGCCGCAAGGUCUUCUCCAAGCUGCGGCACCUGGAGAGGCUCUACCUGGACCACAACAACCUGACACGCAUGCCCGGCCCCCUGCCCCGCUCCCUGCGGGAGCUCCACCUAGACCACAACCAGAUCUCGCGGGUCCCCAGCAACGCCCUGGAGGGGCUGGAGAACCUCACGGCCUUGUACCUCCAGCACAACGAGAUCCAGGAAGUGGGCAGUGCCCUGCGGGGCCUGCGCUCACUCAUCUUACUGGACCUGAGCUACAACCACCUGCGGCGGGUGCCCGACGGGCUGCCCUCGGCCCUGGAGCAGCUGUACCUGGAGCACAACGAUGUCUUCGCCGUCCCCGACAGCUACUUCCGAGGCUCCCCCAAGCUGCUGUACGUGCGGCUGUCCCACAACAGCCUCACCAACAACGGCCUGGCCUCCAACACCUUCAACUCCAGCAGCCUCCUCGAGCUCGACCUGUCCUACAACCAGCUGCAGAAGAUCCCCCCGGUCAACACCAACCUGGAGAACCUGUACCUGCAAGGCAACCGCAUCAAUGAAUUCUCCAUCAGCAGUUUCUGCAGCGUGGUGGACGUCAUGAACUUCUCCAAGCUGCAGGUGCUGCGCCUGGACGGGAACGCGAUCAACCGCAGCGCGGUGCCCGCGGACGCGCCCCUCUGCCUGCGCCUGGCCAGCCUCAUCGAGAUCUGAGAGCGGGGCCAGCCCUGGCGCUGGGCUGGGCGCCGGGGAGACCCGGGGUCCCACUGCAUUAGGCUUGAUGGUUUGGUUUGGCUUUUGCUGGUGAGAAGAGAUGGCUCCACCGGCUCCCUCCAAGGUCCCCUUCCCCGCAGGGUCCCGCGGGGUCAGGGCUCCUCUGCUUUCCGCCGGGGCGGACACCGGGAGGCAGUUUG